Molecule: messenger RNA, 1994 nt
Organism: Oryza sativa Japonica Group (Japanese rice)
Lineage: Eukaryota; Viridiplantae; Streptophyta; Magnoliopsida; Poales; Poaceae
Product: indole-2-monooxygenase
Molecular function (GO): iron ion binding; monooxygenase activity; heme binding
Source: RefSeq, a predicted model, not a curated record
ACUAUCGCUUCUCGCCUAGAACUUGCAUCCCUGAACUGUUCUACAAUAUAGAUCUCAUGGAUGAGAUGGCUGCACGAACAUGGUUGUGGUUGCUACUGUCCCCUCUCAUCCUCCUACUGCUGCACUAUGCUCUGGCCCUGCUAACUGCACGCCGAGCGAGGAAGAACCCCUUGCCACCUUCACCUCCAGCCUUGCCAUUCAUCGGGCACCUCCACCUCAUCGGCGCCCUCCCUCACGUCUCCCUCUGCUGCCUCGCCACGAAGCAUGCGCCCGACCUCAUGUUCCUCCGACUUGGCACGUCGUUGCCGGUGCUCGUCGCUUCCUCGCCCUGUGCCGCCGAGGCCAUCCUGCGCACGCAUGACGACGUGUUCGCGUCGCGGCCACGCACCGUUCUAGCGGAUAUCAUCUUCUACGGCUCGCGCGACAUUGGCUUCGCACCGUAUGGCGAGGAUUGGCGGCAGGCAAGGAAGCUUGUGAACACGCACCUGCUGAGUGUCAACAAGGUGCAGUCGCUAUGGCUUGCCCGUGAGGAGGAGGUGAAAAUUGUGAUGGAGAAGAUAAGCAAAGCGGCAUUCGCACGUGAAGCAGUGGAUAUAGGCCAGAUUCUUUGCUCAUUCACAAACGAUCUCGCAUGCCGUGUUGUGUCAAGGAAGUUAGUCGGGGAUGACAGGCAGAAAAAGCUCCUCCAAGAGUUGGUUAAUAAGACAAUAAAGCUGCUUUCUAUCUUCAACGUGGAGGAGUACUUUUCAAUUUUAGCUCGGAUUGGCGUGAUUGGGAAGGUGAUGUGCGCAAGAGCUGAGAGGUUGAAAAAGAAGUGGGACAUGCUGCUGAAAAAGCUGAUCGCCGACCAUGAGAGCAAGUGCGAUUCAUACUUAGUAUGUGGCCGUAACAAAGAUGACUUUGUGGACAUUUUACUGUCUGUUAGGAAGGAGUAUGGUCUCACCGAAGAACAUGUCAAAGCUAUUCUUGAGGGUCAUCUUAAGUUUGAUCUUCACCAAAUUAUAAACCAACAGGACGUCUUUAUUGCGGGAACACAGUCGUCUGCUCGGGUGAUCGAAUUCACCUUUGCUGAGCUCAUGCGGAAGCCACACAUGCUCAAGAAGGUGCAGGAUGAGGUGAGGGCUUGCAUUCCCAAUGGACAAGCAAUUGUUAGUGAAGUUCAAGUUAACAACAUGACUUACCUGAGAGCAGUUGUGAAGGAGGUACUAAGGCUGCACCCUGUGGCACCACUCCUUGCGACACACGUCUCCAUGGCUGACUGCAACAUCAAUGGGUAUAUGAUCCCUUCAGGGAUGCGUGUCUUGGUCAACGCCUGGGCCAUUGGUAGGGACGAACGCUUCUGGUAUGAUCCAGAGAAGUUCAUGCCAGAAAGGUUUGUUGAAAGUGUGAAUGGUUCUGCCACUGCGUCAGUCAACUUUUGGGUGAAUAACUAUCAAUACUUGCCAUUUGGUUCUGGAAGGAGAAUGUGCCUCGGGAUGAACUUUGCCAUGGCAGUUAUCGAGAUCACACUAGCGAACCUUCUCUGGAAAUUUGAUUGGGCGCUGCCUGCACAUGCAAUGGAGGUUGAUAUGUCAGAAGAGUUUGGGUUGUCGGUGCGUCUGAAAGAAAAGCUAUUGUUGGUUCCAAAGCAACAUGUGUAGCUGCUAGCAAGUACUCGAAGGAAUUGAAUUGUCCAACUUUAAUGUGAGAAAGUCUACCAUGACCUAUGGGGGUCUACACUAAUGUUAACCUCUGGACAAAGUCAUUAUACACCGUUUCUCUAUGCUUCAACCCUUGGAGGAUCCAAUUCUUAUCACAAAAUAUGUGUGUAACAAGUAAUAAUUUUUGCAUGGUUGUCGAUGCUUAAUCUGUUUGUUUGUUUACUUUGUGUAUGCAGUGGUGUAUGAUCAGUUUGGUUAACUGCCUAGCCAUUUGUAAUAAUUAAUGUUUCAGCUAAUACCUUCAUAUAUUUUAGAAUAUUGAUUGGUGACAUAAUAAACUUGAUAUACUAGUCA